AUGGCUACCACAUUUACCAUCCCAGAGGAGAUGAAGGCGAUACGGUAUAACAAAGUCAAGGACUUUUCCCUUUCAUGCGGUGUUUGCGGUACCGACCUCCACAUCCACAACGGCGACUUUGCAUCGCGGAUGCCCGUCAUCACCGGCCAUGAGACGAGCGGCAUCGUCGUUAAGAUGGGUUCCGCCGUCACGGGGUUCAAGCUCGGUGACAAGGUCACGGCGGAUAAUGCCGAGACGUGCGGGAGCUGCCACUUUUGCAGGAAGGGGAAGCAGUUGUAUUGCGAGAGCUUCGCAGCGCACGGCAUACAAUUGGAUGGAGGUUUCGCCGAGUACUGCGUGUACCCAGCCGACAAACUUUUCCAUUUCAACAACCUGUCCUGGGAAGAGGCCGCCGUCUUCGAAGCCGCCUCCUGCGCCGUCCACGGCCUCGACCGCAUCCGCCCCGACGUCGGAUCCAAAAUCCUCGUCAUCGGCUCCGGCGCCACCGGUCUGUGUCUCGCGCAGCUGCUUCGCGCCAACGGAGGCCAGCGGCUCGUUCUCGCGUCGAAUGCGGGGCCCAAGAUGGACUUGGCCAAGCGCCUCAACUGCGCGGAUGAAUAUCUGGAGCUCGAUCGUCGUGACCCGGGGCCCCAGUGGAAGAGCCUGAAGGAGCGGUAUCCGUAUGGUUUCGAUGUUGUAGUCGAAGCGUCUGGGUCUUUGGAGAUGGUGCAGAUGGCUAUCGAGUAUUGCACUAGAGGCGGGAAACUAUUAUACUAUGGGGUGUAUGAGCGAGAUGCGGUGAUCAACCUCUCUCCGUCCAAAGUAUUCCGUGACGAAAUCACAAUCAUGGGAUCCUUUUCGCAAACGUGGUGCAUGCAACGAAGCGUCGACUACCUCGAAAGCGGUGUCGUUGACGUCAAGGGAAUCGUGGACAAGACGUUUAGACUGGAGGAAUAUGCAGAUGCUCUGGAUGCUAUACGUAACAAGACUUGCAUCAAGGCCGCCAUUGUAUUUGAUUAG
Parascedosporium putredinis is the source of this 999-nucleotide messenger RNA. The record is from the annotation of a GenBank genome assembly. Lineage: Eukaryota; Fungi; Ascomycota; Sordariomycetes; Microascales; Microascaceae.